Messenger RNA from Misgurnus anguillicaudatus (oriental weatherfish), 822 nucleotides. RefSeq lists its product as uncharacterized. Lineage: Eukaryota; Metazoa; Chordata; Actinopteri; Cypriniformes; Cobitidae. The record is from RefSeq and is a predicted model, not a curated record.
GCUAAAAAAAUAACUUCGGUUCGGAACCAUUAAACGGCUCGCAGUUUCAGGCGGAAUAUAUUCCAGACGGACGUUGUUGCCACAGGCAGCCGCUGGCGUCGUUUUGAGUCAACUUUUCGGUUUCCUUUUUCAAGUUUUUGCAACAUGAAAGCUCUGAAUACUACCGAGGCCCGUGAUUUAAAAACUAUUUGAUGAUAUUCAACUCGAGUUGCUCGUCGUUAACAGCAUGAAACCUUGUUCACCAAUGCAGAGCGGAUUAUCAUCCAUGUUUUUCUUCGACGGUGCGCGAAGCGCGUUUUAAAUUCUCGGUCAACCCUGCUGCCAAGUGCCUGACCGAAACACAAAAUGUUUCUGAGACGAUGAGCCCCUUCUUCAUGAGCUUGUCUACGUUGAGUCGCAAUGACAGAGCGCUGUCCGUUAGCAGAAAAGGCGUUGUCGGAGGGUUACGCUCGUCUCAGAUUCAAGGACACAUCCCUGGUUAUUUGGCAGCAGCAACAGAUGGAGCUGGAGAAAGCACCACCGAGCAACUACCUGAGCCGCAGUCGGAGUACACGCUACAGCCAGUACGGCAACCAAGCUGUGGUAAUACGAGACAAAACCAAACUCGAGACAAAAGACUCUGACAGCAGUGGACAAUCCAGAAUUUGUUCUGUCAUGUGACUGUUACUAUACACUGUUUGACGUCAUCUGUUUGAACAGUCUGGAAUUUUACAUGUAAACGGCCAUACAGUAUUUAUAUUUAGCUUUUUAUAUAGUCACAUUGCCGUAGGCAGAUAACAUAACAAUGCCUUGAACUUGGCUUAUAAACAUCUGAAAACUGCA